AUGAAAGAGACGGAUCCUGCAAAGCUAGCGAGGAUGGAAGGGGGAAGAUGGACGGCUGACCUGGUCAGGUUGUCUCCCGCAUCCCUCCCCGCAACCUCUGAGCGUUCCCUCUCAGGGACCUCCGAGAGAUCUGGUGAGUUCCAGGAGAGUGGAGAUAGAGACGUGGAUGGAUGGAGCCGGAGAGAUAUUGGAGCUUGUUCAGCUUGGGGGUGGGGGGAGGCAGACAGGCAGAUGGAGAUGGAGAAGGAGAGCACCUUUUCAGGCUCCUCCACCUGCCUUCCUGAACCUGCCUGCCUGAACCUCCACUGUUUGGAGGGAGACCAACAGCGUCUGGGAUUCUAACAUCCCCAUUGUGAACCCUGAAUGGAGGGAUAUCAACUCUUUCCUCUCUGAAUGUUCUCCAUCUAGUUAUGCCUUUUUAAACAAGGACCAGGCUUGUCUGAACCUCCCAGGCCUUCUUCAAUAUUGGCUUCAGAGCUUUUAGGGAAGUUGAAAUAACUUCUGUGAGGUCUGUUGUUUUGGCUCUGUCUGCAUUUGACUGACCUCGGAGAUGUAGUGGAUUCCAGGAUUGAGCCAAACAAAAUCUAUCCCAGAUUAAAGCCAAGCAGUAUGUCAGUUAAUACCAAUCAACAAAGGCAGUGAAAACUAUAGUAAGGCCUCACACCUAACUCUCUCCAGUUCUUCCUCUAUCCCAAGCAUUUAUUAACUUGGUUCAAUAAUGGAUGUGAACCAUGUCCCCUUCGCUCUGAGUGGGGUUUGGGUCCAGGACAGCGAUGCAGAGUUUGCAUGACUUACACUAACAUGGCAGUGCAUUGCUGGAGGGGGGGUCAGGAUUUGAUGCUUCUGUGUGAUCUGCGCCCCUGUCACAGUAUGCUGGCAGUGUGGCCCCACCGGUUUCAAGAGAGUCAGGUGACCCGCAGGCGUGCGGAAAUGCUGGGGGGGGGGUCAAACAUGCCACACAUCAACAAUGACAUUAAGUUAGACUUAUGUCCGCUUGAGGCUGAAACAGAGCACUCUCAAGUCUCACAGUGAGGUGGGGGGGGACUUUGUUCAAUAUUCUGGAGCGCCAUUUCUUUUUGAGGUUCUAAUUAGCUUUUCUCUUCAUUGCAGAUGGUGAUGAAUUGGAAGGGAAGAACAAGGGGGACCAGAACAGAAUCCACAUAGCAGAGAAGUCAUAUAAAUAUUCAGAGUGUGGAGAGAAAAUCCGUCAGAGCUCCCCGUCCACCUCCCGUCAAAGAAAGAGCUUCAUUAGGAGGAAUAGCUUCACUUCACACGAAAGAACAAAGAGUAGGGAGAAAUUGUAUCAGUGCAGAGAAUGUGGAAAGAGCUUCACUCGGAAGGACAGUCUCACUUCCCAUCAUAGAAUUCAUACAGGGGAGAAACCAUAUCAGUGUAUGGAAUGUGGAAAGAGCUUCACUCACAGAGCUGGACUCGUGUCCCAUGAAAGAUUCCAUACAGGGGAGAAACCAUAUGAGUGCUUGGAGUGUGGAAAGAGGUUCAGCUGGAAGACAAAGCUCACUUCCCACCAAAUGAUUCACACAGGGGAGAAUCCCUAUCCAUGCUUGGAAUGUGGAAAGAGCUUCCGAUUGAAGGAUAGUCUCACUUCCCAUCAAAGAAUUCAUACAGGGGAGAAACCAUAUCAGUGCUUGGAAUGUGGAAAAAGCUUCAGUCGGAAGGAUGUUUUCACUUUCCAUCAAAGAAUUCAUACAGGGGAGAAACCCUAUCAGUGCUUGGAAUGUGGGAAGAGCUUCAGUCAAGGCACCCAUCUCACUUCCCAUCAAAGAAUUCAUACAGGGGAGAAACCCUAUCAGUGCUUGGAAUGUGGGAUGAGGUUCAAUCGGAAGGAUGGUCUCACUUCGCAUCAAAGAAUUCAUACAGGAGAGAAAUCCUAUCAGUGCUUCGAAUGUGGGAAGAGCUUCAGUCAAGGUGCAUAUCUCACUUCCCAUCAAAGAAUUCAUACAGGGGAGAAACCCUAUCAGUGCUUCGAAUGUGGGAAGAGCUUCAGUCGGAAAGAAAGUCUCACUGCCCAUCAAAGAAGUCAUACAGGGGAGAAACCCUAUCAGUGCUUUGAAUGUGGAAAGAGCUUCAGUCAGGGGAUCCAUCUCACUUCCCAUCAAAGAAUUCACACUGAGGGACAACCAAAAAGGAAAAAAGGAAAAAUUAUUAAACAACCCUUACAAAACACAAGUGUAUAA
Molecule: messenger RNA, 2195 nt
Organism: Podarcis lilfordi (Lilford's wall lizard)
Lineage: Eukaryota; Metazoa; Chordata; Lepidosauria; Squamata; Lacertidae
Source: the annotation of a GenBank genome assembly